CCAGAUUCGCGCUGCAGCUCCGUCAGUUAGUCCACCUUGGGAGCCCGGACGGAGCGUUCGUUUCACGUACGCGGACUAUGUGACAGCAGCCAUGGGCCCUAAAGUUGCCCUGCUGGUUGCCCUGCUGCUCGCCACUUCUUGUGUCUCUACAAGCGGGCUUAUCAUCCCAGAAGAGUUGCCGUCGCUCCUUUCCAUUAUUUAUUCUAACAUUCCUCCAAUUAAAAACGGUUUUGACACUCGGUUUGGCGUCGGCUUCCGACUUGGCCAGCAUGCCGAUGUACAAUUCCUCACCGAAAUCGGUCCUCAGCUGGAAACGGACCAACUGGGCGGUGAGCAGGAGAGGCGGAGGCACGCUGUGAAUCCGCCAACGCCGCAGGAAACAAUCCGGCGAGAAACUUUGCUCAACAAGGACAAAGCAGAGGAGCAACCUCAGGAAAAUUGGCUCCUUCGAUGGCGUCAAUCCUUGCCAAAGUCGAGUAAGAAGGAAGAGUGACAGAGAGAGGAAAUCGACAGGAAAUGGUUGUGAGCUUUAAACGAUUUUGAGUGGAUAUAUAUUGUUGUAUGUUCCUUUCAAAUGACAAGUAAUUUAUGUAUUCUAUUUUGGUUUUGUAAAUAAAGCAAAUUUGCGUGGAUCAAAUUUGUUUUCCAAAUUAAAACAAAGAUUAUCAAGA
This is a messenger RNA of Cloeon dipterum, 671 nucleotides long. RefSeq names its product snustorr snarlik (gene snsl). NCBI's taxonomy places the organism in Eukaryota, Metazoa, Arthropoda, Insecta, Ephemeroptera, Baetidae. Bases 92 to 493 code for a protein of 133 amino acids. The transcript has 4 exons. The record is from RefSeq and is a predicted model, not a curated record.